CUAUCUCUUACCUCUUACCUCGACUCAACGUCCGGUAAUAAUUCGUUAUUGUUUCCACAAUCUUCUUCCUCUCUCAAGCAUAUAUCUUGCAAUGAGAGAAUAUCAUGGCUUCUCUUGGUGGUAACAUGUUACCUCCACAAAUGGAUUCCAAAAUUGUCUAUGCUGGUAUUGCUGGCGUCGUUUGUUUUGCAAUUGGCCUAUCUCGGGUCUUUGCAGACAAGAGCGAGAACGAUCAAGACGAAACGCCAGGUCUCGUCAAGUCUCUGUUGUUGUUCGCCUACUCUUGCUUCCUAAAGCCUCAUGAGGGUGACAGCAAGGGCAACCAGCAGGAUGCCCUUGAGUCCUUCUAUAAGAAGCAGGCGGGCAUUUAUGACAGCACGAGAAGCGCUCUUCUGAGAGGCCGUGAGGAUAUGCUGGCACUGGUAGCUGCCCAGCUGGAGUUCAAAGCCAAGAAGAGCGCCACAUCCAAGGGAAAGAAGGAGGCCGUCGUCAAGAGGGUCUGGGUUGAUGUGGGCGGGGGCACUGGGUUCAAUAUUGAGGCUAUGAACCAGUUUGUCAACGUGCCCGAGUUCUUCUCCAGCGUCUACCUGGUCGAUUUCUCUCCUUCUCUAUGCGAGGUUGCCCGCAAGCGUUUCGCUCGACUGGGCUGGAAAAACGUCCAGGUCAUCUGCGAGGAUGCAAGAAAGUUCAAGCUGGAGGAUUAUGAGAAUGAUCUUCGGGGACUCCAGUCACCACCCGUCCGGAGUCCCAGUCACUAUUUUUCUGACAAGCGUCCUGAGCAUGGCGGCGCUGAUCUGAUCACCAUGUCGUACAGUUUGUCUAUGAUUCCUGACUACUAUUCUGUCAUCGACUCCUUGACAUGUCUGCUUUCGCCCGACGGGGUGAUGGGGGUGGUUGACUUUUAUGUGCAGUCCAAAGUCGACGUCAACUUCCGAAAUUACACGGGCGGUCUUGUCAACCGCCACGUCAACUUUCUCGGGCGCACGUUCUGGAGGGCCUGGUUCGACAUCGACAGGGUUGGUCUCGAGCCCAGCCGCCGUGAUUAUCUCGAAUAUCGAUUCGGCACGCUUCUGGGCGCCAACUUCCGCAACAACAUGCUGGGCGCGAUCCCCUACUACGUCUGGUUGGGCUGCCACAAGAAGCCGUUUGCCUCGUCCAGCCUGCCUCAGGAAAUUGUCGAGUAUGUGGACGCGCUGGUGACCGAGUCGCCAUAUCUGCUGCCUGCCAACGCCCCGAAUGCCCUGACCCGAGCAGUGCAGAGGACGGCGCCCGAGAUACGGUCCAAGGCCUUUGAUGCUGCCGUGGGAAAUCUCGCCUCGAAUCUUCCCCUGCCGGCCUUCUUCUACCAGAACCAUCACUGGCGCAUCUACUACGACGAGCGGCUCAAGAAGCACACGCAAUUCAAUGAUGAGUAUAUCUACGCCUUCACAUGGGAGGACUCCCGCACCGAUGCCCGGAUCCUCAACCUCAAGUCCGACGAUGUCGUCCUGGCCAUCUGCAGCGCAGGGGACAACAUCCUCUCGUACGUGAUGCAGGGUCCUGCUCGCGUCCACGCCGUCGACCUGAACCCCACGCAGUGCCACCUCCUGGAACUCAAGGUGGCCGCCUACAACGCACUGCCCUACGAGGACUUCUGGAAGAUCUUUGGCGAGGGAAAACACACCGAGUUCCGCCAGCUGCUCGUCUCGAAGCUCUCCCCUCACCUGUCCAGCCGCGCGUUCCAGUACUGGCUCAGUAACGCGCACAUCUUCACCAGCGCGCGAGGCCGCGGGCUGUAUGACACAGGCGGCUCCAAGCACGCCAUCAGGGUGAUGCGCUGGAUAGCACGUGUCUUUGGCCUCCAGCGCGCCGUCGCAGCCCUCUUGGAAGCCAAGACGCUCAACGAGCAGCGCGAGGUCUGGCGCUCGUCCAUCCGGCCCGCGCUCCUCUCCACCGCCGUCAACCGCCUCGUCGUCUCCCAGGAGGCCUUCCUCUGGGCGGCCCUCGGCGUGCCCAAGAACCAGCUCGCCAUGAUCGAGGCGGACCACGCAGCGCGCGGCGGCGACAGGGGCCGCACCACCCGCUCCCAGGCCGUCUGGAACUACAUGGUCGACACGCUGGACCCGGUGGCCGAGGGCACCCACAUCGCGGCCGACAACCCCUACUACCACGUCUGUCUCGCCGGCAGGUUCUCGCGCAGGUGUCACCCAGAGUACCUCGCCCCGCAGGCCCACGCGCGCCUGUCCCGGCCCGGCGCCCUGGACGGCCUGCGCAUCCACACGGACGAGCUGGACGAGGUCAUCGCGCGCAUCAUGCCAGGCACCCUGACGGUCGCGGUCGUCAUGGACUCGAUGGACUGGUUUGACCCGCAGGGCCCGGGAGCCGCCGCCCAGGUGCGCAAGCUGAACCGGGCGCUCAAGAUGGGCGGGCGCGUCAUGCUGCGCAGCGCGGCGCUGACGCCUUGGUAUGUCAAGGUGUUUGAGCAGUCGGGGUUCUCGGCCAAGAGGCAUGGGGAGAGGCUGCCUGGGGUAUGUAUUGACCGCGUCAAUAUGUACGCCAGCUGCUGGGUUUUGAGCAAGACGUCUCAUCUGCCGCCUCCCACGCCGGAUCUGGAUGGGGCUGUGGGGGCGGAAAUGGACAGCCUUGUGAUCUGAGAGUGUUUUGUCACGCCUUUUUCAAAAAAAAUUUUUUAUGUUAUUGAAACGCCUUUGACUGUCUUUUGGUGCUAGUUACGAGAAAGAUAGGGUGGGUGUCAUUGAGGUAUUACACACAGAAACCAAAACAGUGGUCCGAAUUAGUAUACAACCUGCCGAGGGUUUUACCUUUGA
Messenger RNA from Cryphonectria parasitica EP155, 2807 nucleotides. Its product is annotated as S-adenosyl-L-methionine-dependent methyltransferase. The record is from RefSeq and is a predicted model, not a curated record. Lineage: Eukaryota; Fungi; Ascomycota; Sordariomycetes; Diaporthales; Cryphonectriaceae. The coding region runs from base 105 to 2633 and encodes 842 amino acids. The transcript is spliced from 3 exons.